Messenger RNA from Zootermopsis nevadensis, 3996 nucleotides. It is a transcript of the gene snu, whose product is annotated as ABC-type transporter snustorr. Gene Ontology annotation, molecular function: ATP binding; ATP hydrolysis activity; ABC-type transporter activity. Gene Ontology annotation, biological process: transmembrane transport. Gene Ontology annotation, cellular component: membrane; ATP-binding cassette (ABC) transporter complex. NCBI's taxonomy places the organism in Eukaryota, Metazoa, Arthropoda, Insecta, Blattodea, Termopsidae. The record is from RefSeq and is a predicted model, not a curated record.
GAAGUGCGUCGUUGAUGAAAUACUUUUGUGCUGGUAAAAUCCUUUUAGAAUAUCACAAUUACUUAUAUAAGAAUUGUUAAGAAAUCUUGGUCACUGCGGGUGGACGUCGUGGUCUCUUACAAUUGAACGAAGUUUGAGGGAAGCCAACUCUGUAUCCGAUCGCCCGGACUCCAGUCCCACCCUGGACACUGUCGUCGCGGUACCCCACACCUUGCAGACCCAGCAGUCGUCACUGUGGACCCGACGGCAACAAGCGGUCUGUGUGCGUCAUGCCUUCAAGCAUUACGGCUCGAAGAAGAACCCGAACCACGUGUUGAGCAACCUGAAUAUGACUGUCGCAAAGGGGACCAUAUACGGUCUGCUAGGUGCAAGUGGCUGUGGUAAGACAACACUACUCAGUUGCAUUGUGGGAAGGCGACGACUCAACACUGGCGAGAUCUACGUGCUGGGCGGCAAGCCGGGCACGAAGGGCAGCGGAGUGCCCGGCCGGAGAGUGGGGUACAUGCCUCAGGAGAUUGCAUUGUAUGGGGAGUUCUCAAUUCGAGAGACGAUGAUGUACUUUGGAUGGAUCUUCAGCAUGGGCACUUCAGAAAUCAAUGAACGGUUGCAGUUUCUUCUCGACUUCCUUGAUCUGCCAAGUCAGAACCGACUUGUGAAGAAUCUCAGUGGAGGCCAACAGCGCCGAGUUUCAUUUGCCGUAGCACUGAUGCAUGAUCCUGAGCUUCUGAUCCUAGAUGAGCCGACAGUGGGAGUUGACCCACUGCUGCGGCAAAGCAUAUGGAAUCAUUUGGUGCAGAUAACCAAAGAUGGAAACAAAACAGUGAUAAUUACCACACAUUAUAUAGAAGAAGCAAGACAGGCACAUACAAUUGGUCUGAUGCGUAGUGGAAAGUUGCUGGCAGAAGAGUCUCCACACGUUCUGCUUUCUAUGUAUGGCUGCCAGUCACUGGAAGAAGUAUUUCUUAAACUGAGUCGCAAACAAGGCAGCAAUACCAACGUCACCGAGCUGAACAUUUCAAACAACGUGUCGCUGGCUUCGUUGCACAGGGGCCACAAGGAUGAACCAGUGUACAUUACAGAGGAAAGCGGAGUUGUCGGCCUCAACUUCCAUCAGUCUAAAGAAGUUCUUAUCACAGAUUCAGCCAAUGGACUCAACCAUUAUGACAUGAAUGGGAAGGCUGGAAAUGGAGGGAAGGCAGAGACAUCGGUUGCCUGCGACGACUUAACUGACUGCUGCCAACUUACGACUGCGGGUAAGAUGCGAGCUCUGCUACAGAAGAAUUUUCUGCGCAUGUGGAGGAAUGUGGGGGUGAUGCUGUUCAUCUUUGCACUGCCAGUGAUGCAGGUGAUCCUGUUCUGCCUCGCUAUUGGACGCGACCCCACAGGACUUCGGCUUGCCAUCGUGAAUCACGAACUGAACUUCACUGGAGAAAGAUGUGAAUACAAUACUGGCUGCAGUUUUAAGAUGCUCAGUUGUCGAUAUUUACAGAAUCUCAAUAAUGAAUCUAUACAAAAGGUUUAUUACCCAUCACCAGACACUGCUCUUAAUGCUGUUAGAAGUGGUGAGGCGUGGGGCGUCCUGUACUUUACAGAGAACUUCACCGACGCGCUGGUGGCUCGGAUGGCUCUCGGCAAGGACUCGGAUGAGGAGACCCUCGAUCAGAGCGAGAUCCGAGUGUGGCUCGACAUGUCCAAUCAGCAGAUUGGACUGAUGCUGAAUCGAAACCUGCAGUUGUCAUAUCGAGAUUUUGCCCAGACACUGUUAACAGCUUGUGGAGACAACCCCAAACUGGCAGACAUUCCAAUCCAGUUCAAAGACCCGGUCUAUGGAAGCAAUGAACCCAGCUUCACUGACUUUGUGGCUCCAGGUGUUAUUCUGACGAUUGUAUUCUUCUUGGCCGUUGCACUUACAUCAUCAGCGCUGAUUAUCGAGCGAAUGGAGGGUUUGCUGGACCGCAGUUGGGUAGCAGGAGUAACGCCAUUUGAGAUCUUGUUCUCGCACGUGAUAACGCAGUUUGUGGUGAUGUGUGGUCAAACAGCACUGGUGCUUAUCUUUAUGAUUAUUGUGUUUGGAGUUGAGUGUAAGGGCAAUGUGCUGUCAGCUGUGAUCCUGACGAUUCUACAAGGACUCUGUGGCAUGUGUUUUGGAUUUGUUAUAUCAGCGAUAUGCGAACUAGAAAGGAACGCCAUUCAGCUGGCCCUGGGGAGCUUCUACCCCACUCUGCUACUCAGUGGCGUGAUCUGGCCAAUAGAGGGCAUGCCAUGCGUCCUGCGCUACAUCAGUCUUGGUCUGCCGCUGACGAUGGCAACCACAUCGCUCCGCUCCAUGCUGUCACGAGGGUGGUCAAUUGUGGAACCUGAUGUGUACAAUGGCUACAUAGCAACAAUAAUUUGGAUUGUUUUGUUCCUUAGUAUCAGCAUGGCUGUCCUCAAGUUUAAGAGAGGUUAACUCAUAUUGGUACUCUGCACACUGUGCCAAAAUGCCUGGCCUUAGCGCAAGACCACAAUGUAGAGUUGCGAUGCAUGAAGUGCUUAAUGUACUGUGAUCAUUUUAAGGAUCUAUGUCCUCAGAGCAGAAGCAGUGACGUUCUGUAAGCUUGUAGUGCGCGUUGUGUGUGUGGUGUACCCAUGGUGCCUCUCGCAUUACCCCAAUCAAGAAAAUAUUAAUGAAGUGCUCAAAUGUUUAUGUAUUAUGGGGUACUGCGAUGUAAUUAAGUUAAUAGCUCCUUGCGAUUUGAGGUUCUCAUGACAGUAAAGAUGAUGAUGAUGAUGUUCUUCUGGGUUUUGAUGUCAUACCGACUUGGAGGUAGAUAUCGGCACGUUUCCCUAGACGUUUGGUGUUUAUAUGCAAGUCUACAUGGCCUCAUAAACCAGAUGAACAGCGUCGCCACAUUAAUGGCUCAAUUUAUUAUAGUCCUGGACAGCUAACUUGAGUUUUAAUAUUUCUGAACUGUAUUUUGUUUUUUUGCAAGGUAAAUAUUUUUACGUGCAUAGUUAUUUUAGAGUGCGAUAGUCGUAACUUUGUUUAGAACUGGUUCCGUGAACAGAGAGUCCUGGUGGUAUACUGCUUAAAUUGUGGUAGAAAUGUUGACCACACACAGGGUAAAUAGAGUCAAAUUCAUUCUGUCUCUAGUUCGAAUCUUAUACACUAGGGUUAACACGCACUUAAUACCAUUUUAUUACUUUGGAAAGAUGCAUUAUGUAUGAUCCAUAUUUAAGUUUGUAUGCCUAAGAACAAUAUAAUCCAGCAGAUAGAAUUUUCAGUUUACAGUCAUGACUGAAAAGGUCAGGUACAGAACUUAAAUCUGUUCUUCUAUACGCUUUUACUGCAGCCUAAUAAUAUUUUUGUGUUUCUGUGGAUGGUCUGAGUCAUUAAUUAUGCAGUUUGUUUCUGACUUCACGAUGUCUCUGUAGCACUUACAGAUCGACAUCAGUGAGCCGGUGUAACUUGGUCAAUGUAGUGUCUGACUGUGCACUGGGUGGCCAGUUUUUGAUCCCUCAUGGGGGGAAAAUGAUUUUAGCAUUCUCACGAAUUUUCGCGCUGUUUUUGACAGACAGAAAUGUGAGAAGUGCCGCAUCUGACAAGACUAACCAGACCACUUAAAUGAGAGGAAUAUAAAGUAAAUGUACCACUAUUUUGCAUUACCUCACAAACCGACUUCUAGGCAACGAUUUUCCCGCUGCCUAGAAGUCGGAGUCUGAUGACUCGGUUGGUCCUUACAGAGUCACGAAGCUCAGUUCUGAACAUUGUUCUGGGAAUUAAUGAGAAACUGUAACGUAAUUAUAUACGUGCAGGAGACUGAUUUUGAUUCAGGAAGUUACGUAAUUUCGUUUAGUUGCAUGAUUUUAUGUUUUGUGAAGAACUGUUGUAGGUUUUCCAGAGCAAGACAUGUGGAUGAGUAUUUGCGUAAAGUGAUUUAAUUGAUACUGGAUUGCGAUUGGAAUCUUGUGUUUUUCAAAGUUGUAUAUUAAAUGGUGAUAAUCAGGCUUCCUCUC